This is a messenger RNA of Caenorhabditis bovis, 1764 nucleotides long. The record is from the annotation of a GenBank genome assembly. NCBI's taxonomy places the organism in Eukaryota, Metazoa, Nematoda, Chromadorea, Rhabditida, Rhabditidae.
AUGGAAGCAGCACCGAAAAAAGGAUUGGGGGCUGGGGCACCUUCUCAUCGAAGAGAGUAUCGGAAGUUUCGGAAACCGGCAAAACCCAAUCCGCAAGUUUCUUGUAAAUUUUUCAUGACGCCCGAUGGAUGCAAAUUUGGAGAGAAAUGCAGGUUUGGGCACGAUCAGAGAAUUGAUAAUGUUGAAGGAAUUGAGAAUUUGAGCCUGGAGGAGAAGCCGAGCUCAUCUGUUGGCAUUUUUUAUCCGCCGGUGGUCACACAACCGCAAAAGGCAGCGAUUCCUCCUAUUUUGAAAUUGACAAAAGCGGAAUUGGGAAGUGAGCAGCAGAAAAACUUGCGGGAUGCCGAAAUAGCGUUUUUCAAAAAACGAUAUCGCCACUGCAAAAUUGAGAAUAAUGAAACUGGAACCACAAUAUCGUUUAAAUACGAAACUACUGAUCCUGAAUGGAUUUUUGAGCUCAAGACCAUCCAUUUUUCGAUUCAUUUGCAAUAUUCACAUCCGAUCGAGCCACCAUUUGCUUUUCUGCCGGAAGAAUCCAAUAAUUGCAUUCCGGAAAUUGCCAGGGAAUAUAUUUCGCAAAUAGUUAAUGAGGCGUUCAAGGAGAAAUAUGAGCUUUUCGCGAAACGAGACGCGUUUGAGAAUAUUGGAAAAAAUUUGAUAAAAUGGCUUGAUCACUCGCUUUUUGAGAUUUUCGUUGCGGGACUCAAACAAACAAAAUUUACGAUACAGGCGGAAGCCAUUGGAAUGAAGCUGUACAUGCCUAAAAAGGCGGCUGAACCUGUAACCGAGAAGCAAGAAGAGCGAAUUAGCGAAGAAAACGAAUCUCAAAAUCAGAAGAAUAAUGAAAAUUCGAAAUCUGAAGCUGAAAAUAAUAAAGGGACUGAUGAGAAGUCUCCAUUUAUCCCAGUUGAUCACCUUCCAAUUGAUGUGGUUCUCAACUGGAAAAAUUUGAGUGGAAAUGUUGGAACUAUCAAGCCAGUUUGUCUGAAAAUUAUUACCAAAUGUUUGAGAUGUUCAACGGAACGUGACACUGAGAAAAUCAAUUAUGGCGAACAUCACAAAUCAUGGUGUCAUGAAUGUCAUGCGUUGAUUGAACUGUCGAUUGCGACGAUUCGAUUCCGCGGCAACAUCGAUGAAUGCUUUGGAGAAGAUCGUCAAAUCGCCGCGUCGAUUCCGAAGCCCAAGAAACUUGUUGAAACGCGAAGUCAUAUUCAAGAAGGUCAAUCUCUUCCCGAUCUUGGCGCGUGUGAACACUAUAAAAAGAGCUAUCGAUGGUUCAGGUUUCCGUGCUGCGGAAAAUUGUACCCGUGUGACACUUGUCAUGAAAAGGCGACGAAUGGCGAGCACGAGAUGAAAGUUGCGAAUCGAAUCGUUUGCGGGCACUGCAGCAAAGAGCAGGCGUUUGUCAAGAACCAGCCGUGCGCCGGUUGCGGUGAAGGCACGACACGAAAGAAGACAUCGUUUUGGGAAGGCGGCAAAGGGUGCCGAGAUCCAACGAGAAUGAACAAAAACGACGCGCAUAAAUUUGUGAACAGCAAGAAGAAGACGGUGCCAAAAUCGAAGAUGUUCCAUAUUUGGGUGCUCAUCAAGCGUUCAUCAAGCCGUCCGACGUCUCCGAGAUUCUCCGAUGAGCGCAAGAAAGAUGAGAGCAGCUCGGAAUCGGACGAUGCCGACGACAACAACCAUGGUAACGCCAUCGGUGGAGCGAAUCAAGAGCAGAAUGCGGUCAUCGAUAGUCUCAGUGUUGUCGACAACAAACAUUAA